This is a messenger RNA of Ascochyta rabiei, 168 nucleotides long. RefSeq lists its product as uncharacterized. The record is from RefSeq and is a predicted model, not a curated record. The transcript has a single exon. NCBI's taxonomy places the organism in Eukaryota, Fungi, Ascomycota, Dothideomycetes, Pleosporales, Didymellaceae. Bases 1 to 168 code for a protein of 55 amino acids.
AUGUCUAUCACAGAAGACAAGAUCGAUUUGGAACACCCUAAUAGCCCAAUUUUCUUCUUGCCAGACAUCGAGACCUGGCCCGUCCUUGAGAUUAGAGAGUGGGUCCGACAGCUUUUGGAAACGGAGGACUACGCACACCUCGAUGUCAUGCGUGACAACAACGAUUGA